CGAAAGCGUGCGCGAGAGCUUCGGACUCUAGAGGUCCCCAUCCUCCUCCAGCAUCCGCAGCCGUACGCUCCAGUCCUAAGCAUCAGCUCGUGCACUCUCGGACGAAAGGACAAAACGUGUUUCGAGGGAACCCGAGAGCUUGAAAGAGGCGAUUCGAUUCCAUCGAGCAGGACGUAUGGAAGAGUCCCGGAGACGCGGCUUGGUUCCUUAAAGGCGGGAGGAUAGAAGAAGAGGAGGAGGAGGAGGAGGAGGGAGAUGGAUUCGUCUUACACAAUAUCUUAGAUACACUGUCCUUGGCGCACGGGUCCUACCUACAUUUUUUUGUGUGUGCGUUCUCUCAUCCGAAAUAGUGUUGCUUAAUUGUGCGGGAGGUUUUUGCGCGCUGCAGCGCAUUAAAGUGCUUUGUUUCCAACCCCAAAGGACUUCUGUCACCUCCGUCCUGUGCCGCGAUGUCUGCCUCAUUCCAGUCCCUGUUCCUCGUGCUGCUCAGCGUGCUCUCUGUUGGGGCUCAGACAGAAAUGAAGAAGGUUGUUGGGGACAACGCGACGCUGCCGUGUCAUCACCAGUUCCGGCAGUCAAACGGACAGACGCUGGACAUCGAGUGGAUUCUGCAGAAACCCAGCUUCAAACAGCGCGUGAUCAUCACGUUUUUCAACAAUGAAGUCUACACCAAUGAUAACCAGGCAGGCCGCCUGUCCUUCGCUGCAGACUACCUGAACGGCGAUGCCUCUCUUCUGAUUAACGAUCUCCAGCUGAGCGACUCGGGCGAGUACCACUGCAAAGUGAAGACGGGCGGGAAGUAUCUUUGGACCCAGGUUAAUCUCGUGGUCCUGGUGAAGCCGUCUAAGCCCCGGUGUUGGAUGGAAGGGCACUUGCUGGAGGGCAGCGAUGUGAAACUGAGCUGUAAGUCUUCAGACGGCUCCGACCCCAUCUACUAUAAAUGGGAGAGAGUUCUGGACAUGGGCAAAAGCGUGGGAAAGCUGCCGGAGUUUGCUCUCAUCGAUCUGAAGAACCCGGAGUUUGUGACGUUGAGGAACCUGAGUCACGAGAGCUCAGGCGUGUACAGGUGCACAGCCAGCAACGACGUGGGAGAGGAGAACUGUAUCAUUGAAGUUACUAUGCAGUACGUGCGAGGUGUAGGCGUGGUGGCCGGUGCUGUGGUCGGCGUGUCCUUUGGCGUCCUCAUCAUCAUACUCAUCAUCUGGCUGGUCUUCCGCAAGAAAGAGAAAAAGAAGUACGAGGAGGAGGAGACACCCAAUGAGAUCAGGGAGGAUGCUGAGGCUCCCAAAGCCAAGCUUGUUAAACCCAACUCGCUGUCAUCUUCUCGUUCGGGCAGCUCUCGCUCCGGUGCCUCGUCCACCCAGUCCAUGGUGCACAGCACGGCUCCACGCAGCCAGAGACCCCGACCCCCGGCCAUCUGCGCCCUCAAGGAGAACGGUCAACCCCCGGAGUUCUUGCAGUCCUCCCCAGAACCGCCCACUACCCCCAAAUUCAGGCUGCCUAAUCCAUCGGUGGGCCUCGCUGUGCCCACUACAGGGGUCCUGAUGCCACCACAGAGCAAAGCCUUUCAGACUGUGUAGGGGCAAGAAAAAGAUCCAGUAACAUCCCUGGACAGGAAACACACACUGACUCAUCCAACUGCAGAUAUGUCAACUAUUGCAACUACCGUUAAAAAAAAUUAUGAGAGAAAAAAACAAGCAUAAGAAGAAUUAAUACUAUAAAAUCUAAAAUCUAAAUGAAUGCAUACACGAAACCUUUUUAAGUGCUUGCCCGCCCACUGCUGAACUGUACAGAGAGAAAAACAUUUCCGUGUCACUCCUUAUUGCUCUUUCUCUGUCUCUUCAUCUUGCGCUCUCUGCCUGUCUGAAGUUACCUUAUGUUCUUUUUAUCACUUUAUUGUUUUUGUUUUUUUUCAGGAAGCAUAUUGAGCGACGAGGUGGAAAGAUUUGCCCCAAGUGACGCUUUAUUUAUUUAUUGAAAGUGAAGGGGCAGAGAAAGCCAGGGCAAGCUGAGUUUAUGAAAUAUCAGGGAUGAUGGGAGAAAAAAAGAAAGAAGAAAAGAAAGCAUUAAAAACAGCAGAUUGACGCUUUCCCCGUAGAAAGAUCAUCACUGGUGGAUUCCUGUGUGGAAUCGUUAAAAAGAUGAGAGCGUCAGAGAGAAGACAGUCCAUUACCAAUUCUGCUGAUUCCCAGAAUGCAGUGCAAGCCCUAUAGAGAAUAAGAGGCAUUUCCAGUGACCACAUGCACACUGCAGCACAUAAAGAAAAUGAUUAUGAUUUUGUCAUAAUAGUUGCCAGAUAUUCAGUUACCGCACAUGUUUGACACACAACACUGUGGGACAAUUUCACCAAUUUCACAUUUAAUGUAUGUAUCUGUGUAUGUAUGGAGUCCCAUGAAGGACAGGUGUCCCAUCCAGGGGCUUCGAUCCCAGAGGUCCCAGGAUAGGCUCUCUAUACAUCAUAACCCACGACCAGGAUAAAAUGGUUACUGGUUAUAGAUAAAUGAAUGAAUAAAUAAACAAAUUUUUUUUUUUUUUUUUUUUUUUUUUUUUACAUCUAUACACAUAACAUCAAUGUUUUGCAGAUUUACACUUGUAGACGACGUUCGUCACUGUUAUGUACAGGUGUCUUGCUCUCGUGCUCGCUCAACUUUUUUUUUAUACUCUCAUUGCUUUACCAAAUAACUGUUAAGAAUUCUGAAAUAGGGGGAAAAGAUCUGAGCGGAAAUAUUCCUGAAUGUCUUUUUAACCAAUGUAGCCAUUCCUUGUAUUUUUUUUUCCUUCCUAGAAUAUCCAAUGAUACUUUUCUAGCACUUGAGGCACAAAUAACUGAAUAUACAGUAACAUCACCAUGCUGUGGAUAAGAGCUUAUCUACAGCACCGGUGCGCAUGGAGGUUCUCGUGUAGGACCUUUCCGAUCAUGCUUUAAGAAGACAGCUGCCUGUUUUGUGUCAGCGACUCUAGAUCUAGUGUACAGUACAUAAAAUGUUUUAUAUUGUACAUAUGAAUAGUUAAUCACACACAAUAUCCUUUUACAUGAAUGAGCGGUUGUCAAGAUCAACUGACAUAGAUACUGUAAAUGAAUACUAAAGCAUUUUUAAGGACUAUUUAGGGGAUCAGUUUACUCUGGGAGCCACUAGAACUAGUCUUCUCGUUAUGAAUGAUAAAUAACAGCGUCUCUCUCUUUCACUGUCUGAAUGGACUCAUUAGAAUCCAUAUCGAGUCUCAGUCUGGACUUUCACAUCAGUUUUUCUAUUCAAUUACAGCUUAGAGCGAUUUCAACAAAAGGCACAAAGAAAUACGGAUGAGGAUUUAGAUCCCAAGUCAGAGGUGACAGCGGAGAGAAAGAACAAGAGAUAAGGAUGAGGAUGAAAUCUUGACAGGAAGCAGGACUCCGGUUCUGGGUGAAAUUAGAUAGUGAGAUUUCACAGUAAAUCGUUACACUACGAGUCUCUAUGAUUUAGCAAGGCUUUUUGUUUUCGUUCAUUCUGUUUAUUCUUAAAUUAUUCGGUGGAAUUUAAUCGUCAAAUCAAUUUCACAGAGAUUUAGUUCAUUAGCAUUGUUUAAAUGUGAUCAGUAAUUUUUUAUUUAUAUUGCAUUCGUUUUUUUUUAACACUGAACAGAAGAGAACACAUUCAGUCCCAGCAAACAACGUUAAUAUGCAGUGGUGGAAUUGUACUUUAUUAUUAUAUAUGAAUCUUAUUAAAUGACUUCUUACUCCUUAACAUUUUUACUUCAAACUCACGCUCGUUCCUUAUUAUAGAAAACAUGUUGCGUGCGUGUUUCGGUUUGCUACUGUACCGUACAAACACUCAGAAUGAGACGUCUCCUUCUCCAACCCAAAAAUCAUUAACUAUUAAAGUAUUAAAAAAAGCUCCUUAGGGUCAUUUUUGUAAAUUUGAUAACGAGCUGUCUGUAUUUAAUCAAGUUAACUCAUUUAAAUUGCUCAUGUCAAGUUUGACUAGCAUGGAGUCCCGUAGCAUAGCUAGCAUAGCUGGCUAGAAUUCAACUCCGGUUCUAACGCAUGCUAAUGGUUGAUUUUUAACAAUUGUCAACAAAAACAAAAUAUACACAAAAAGCAAACAUAGAAAUACAUAGUUGCAUUGAAACAAAAAUCAAUGUUUUUUUAUAUAUUAAUAUUAACUUAUUUUAUUAGAACAUUUUAAUUGGCUUCUUUUGAUUAGUAAAAAUCUUUGUUGUUGUUUAUAGUUUUUUGGCUGGAUUCCAGAUUUUGACUUCAAAUAUAUUUUCUCACCCAGUGCAUUUUCCACCUCUGGUUAUAUAUUUAUUACAGCUUUAUAUUGAGAUUUAUAUAUAUAUAUACAGCCCGAAAUCCAGCGUGACCCUGAUCAGGAUAAAGUACUUACUGAAGAUUUAUGUGUUUGAGUUUAGAAACUGGGAUUAGAGCCAAGAGACCUGUCCAGUCCAGUACAGAGUAUAUGAGUUUAAUAAUACAUGUAAAAACUGGGGUUGUAAUUUCUAAUGGCAUCUAAGCAUCUAAGUAACUAAAAAAAAAAACCCCACACAACUCACCCUCCUAUAGACGGCUCUUCUAAGCUUGAUUUCACAUCUUCCUGUAACCUUACUCCAUAAUUGUAUUACACACACACACACACACACACACACACACAGUAGUCUUACUUUUAUUUAUGUCCACAUACUUGGCCAAACAAUAACUGUCUCUUUUUCGCACACACACACACUCACAUGAACAAACACAUACAAACACAUACACACACAUGCAUAUACAUACACACACACAUACAAACACACACAAACAAAAACACACAGACACACACGCAAACACAGUAGUCUUACGUCAUGUCCACACACUUGGCCAAACAAUAACUCUCUUUUUCACACACACACACAUACAAACACACACAGACACACAUGAACAAACACAUACACACACAUGCAUAUACAUACACACACACAUACAAACACACACAAACAAAAACACACAGACACACACACGCAAACACAGUAGUCUUACUUCAUGUCCACACACUUGGCCAAACAAUAACUGUCUCUUUUUCGCACACACACACACACACACACACAGACACACAUGAACAAACACAUACAAACACAUACACACAUGCAUAUACACACACACACACAUACAAACACACACAAACAAAAACACACACACACACACACGCAAACACAGUAGUCUUACUUCAUGUCCACACACUUGGCCAAACAAUAACUGUCUCUUUUUCGCACACACACACACACACACAGACACACAUGAAUAAACACAUACAAACACAUACACACAUGCAUAUACACACACACACAUACAAACACACACAAACAAAAACACACACACACACACACGCAAACACAGUAGUCUUACUUCAUGUCCACACACUUGGCCAAACAAUAACUGUCUCUUUUUUGCACACACACAUAUAUACAAACACACACACAGGCACACAUGAACAAACACAUACAAACACAUACACACACAUGCAUACACACACAUACAAACACACACACAAACAAAAACACACAGACACACACACGCAAACACAGUAG
Messenger RNA from Tachysurus vachellii, 5541 nucleotides. RefSeq names its product CXADR like membrane protein b (gene clmpb). Bases 450 to 1580 code for a protein of 376 amino acids. NCBI's taxonomy places the organism in Eukaryota, Metazoa, Chordata, Actinopteri, Siluriformes, Bagridae. The transcript is spliced from 7 exons. The record is from RefSeq and is a predicted model, not a curated record. Gene Ontology annotation, cellular component: cell surface; membrane; cytoplasmic microtubule.